AAAUUGGUCGCCAUUGUUGAAGAGUUUGUGUCUUGUUACUGUUACAAUUUCUUUCAUCGUUUUUUGCUUUUUCUUAUUCUCUUUGUUACUUAAUUUUAUCGGUUGUCUCUCAUUUUUCGUUAUUUUCUCACCUUUUUCUCAAUUCUCUUUAUCUUCUUUUCGUAAUUAUCAUCAUCAUGUCUGGUCGAGGUGGUAAAGGUGCUAAGUCAUCUCAAGGUUUGAAGUCUUCUCGUUCAUCCAAGGCUGGUCUUCAGUUUCCUGUUGGUCGUAUUCAUCGUCUAUUGAAAAAGGGUAAUUAUGCUGAUCGUAUGGGUAACGGUGCCGCUGUUUAUCUUACCGCUGUAUUGGAAUAUUUGACCGCUGAAAUUGUUGAAUUGGCUGGUAAUGCUGCUAAGGAUAACAAGAAACAACGUAUUAUCCCAAGACACAUACAAUUAGCGAUCAGAAAUGAUGAAGAGUUGAACAGGUUGUUAUCUGGUGUUACUAUUGCUUCCGGAGGUGUUUUACCAAAUAUCAAUUCCGUUUUGUUACCAAAGAGCAAUAAUAAAGGAAACAAUUCUUCCUCUCAAUCAACUCUUCCAAUGGCAUCUCAGGAAGUCUAAAAGUUUUCACAUGUAGGAUUCUACUAUUCGUUUAGAUGGUGACCAGUAUAAAAAGUGGACAAUUUCUCUCUCUAUUAUACCUUCUUAACCCUCUAUCCACAUUUCUCUUUUUUCUCCCCCCUCCCCUUUUCUAAGAUGAUCGUUUGUUAACUUACUUAACUGUCUUUUUUUUACCAUUUAUGAAAACUUGAACUCACCUGAUACUUAUAAAUGUAUCUUCAAUUACUGUUAAAUUUUGUCAAUAUUCUUCUUCAUCCCAUUUAUAUUAUUCAUUUACUCAUUAUCCUCAUAAAAGAUUCAUUCAAUUUGUAAACCUUUUCCCAUACACAUAAUCAGCCUCAUGAUCCAAAAAUUUCAUUAAUUGCUAACCAUUAAAACACCAUUCUAAUGUGAGAGGUUAACCCCUCAAAACCCUCAUGUAAAUUGUAACUAAAUUAAAAACCAUUUUGUUAAGCUGA
Messenger RNA from Panonychus citri (citrus red mite), 1060 nucleotides. Its product is annotated as late histone H2A.2.2-like. Bases 177 to 602 code for a protein of 141 amino acids. NCBI's taxonomy places the organism in Eukaryota, Metazoa, Arthropoda, Arachnida, Trombidiformes, Tetranychidae. The record is from RefSeq and is a predicted model, not a curated record. Gene Ontology annotation, molecular function: structural constituent of chromatin; DNA binding; protein heterodimerization activity. Gene Ontology annotation, cellular component: nucleosome. The transcript has a single exon.